Diospyros lotus (date-plum) is the source of this 2365-nucleotide messenger RNA. Its product is annotated as receptor-like cytosolic serine/threonine-protein kinase RBK2. Gene Ontology annotation, biological process: protein phosphorylation. The record is from RefSeq and is a predicted model, not a curated record. NCBI's taxonomy places the organism in Eukaryota, Viridiplantae, Streptophyta, Magnoliopsida, Ericales, Ebenaceae. Gene Ontology annotation, molecular function: ATP binding; protein kinase activity. The transcript is spliced from 9 exons. The coding region runs from base 338 to 1807 and encodes 489 amino acids.
GGAUAAAAAUAGUGACCGUUUUGUUUUAAUAUAGGAAAAGAUGUAAGGAGAAAAGAGUUAUAUUUGGAUGAUAUCACUCCCAUAUGUUAUCCAUUGAUAGAUGAUGAAAUGGAGAUGGCAAAAAAUUGAUGGAAAAUCCGAUUUCCGGGCAUAGAAUCACGGGGAAGUGUCACUCUGAAAACUAUGGUUGUUCCAACAAAAAAGAAAACGAUCCCUCAUCCUGUAAUUUUUUCUUCUUCAAAACAUUCUCUAUCUUUUUCUCUGUUUUUUUUUUUUUGCAUUUUCAGGUAGGUUUAGGGUCCCCCUCUUCAGCUGUCUUUGAGAAUUUCUGGAAAUCAUGGAAAAUGCCUUAGAUGAUUCAACUUCUCCACGCAAUGAAGGGAGCGACUCUGCUGCAGGAAAUCCAGAAGGGGAGCUUUUGGCCAUUGGACACAAGAGGCUUUUUUCUAAUCCUUCUCUCUCUUUUUCUGCAGAAGAUCUGAGAUCUUUAGAUAUAGAGGACAAGAAAUUAGAUGAGUCCUCCCCAACACAAGAAGAUUCUGAUGAUGUUCAGGCAUCUGAGACCACUUCUUCCAAGGCCAGCAGCUCAGAUUCAGAUCCUCAAGCUAACAAAAAAAUAGUUCCUCAAUGGCGUGAAUUCAUCCGGGUGCUGAAAAAAGGAUCAACAGCUGGUUUGCAGACCUUUCAUCAUACCAUGCCUGCCAUAAAAAAAUUCUCCAAGAAAAAAAGCAGAAACGCCAGACAGAACAUGGCAGCACUUGAUGACCCAUCUCUAGAUCCGGAUUUGUAUUGCUUCAAGUCUUCUUGGAAGAAUUUCUCCCUUUCAGAACUUCAAAGCAUUACCAACAAUUUUAGCCCUGAGAAUUUGAUAGCAGAGGGAGGUUAUUCAGAAGUUUACAAGGGAGAGUUGGAAGAUGGGCAACUCGUUGCAAUUAAACGACUGACCAGGGGAACCCCGGAAGAGAUGACAGCAGACUUUUUAUCAGAGCUUGGGAUUCUAGUCCAUGUCAACCACCCUAAUAUUGCUAAUGUUAUUGGAUACGGGGUUGAAGGGGGAAUGCACCUUGUUCUUCAUUUGUCUCCCCAUGGCAGCUUAGCAUCUCUACUUACAGGAGCUAAGGAGAAACUAGCAUGGGACAUCAGAUAUAAUAUUGCUUUAGGGGCAGCUGAGGGCCUCUCAUAUCUUCACGAGGGAUGUCAGCGGAGAAUUAUCCAUAGAGACAUCAAAGCUGCUAACAUUUUGCUUUCAGAGGAUUUUGAACCUCAGAUUUCUGAUUUUGGGCUUGCAAAGUGGCUCCCAGAGCAAUGGCCUCAUCUCACAGUAUCACAAUUUGAAGGCACAUUCGGCUACCUCCCCCCUGAGUUUUUCACGAAUGGCACAGUAGAUGAAAAAACUGAUGUCUAUGCAUUUGGGGUACUAUUGUUGGAGCUGAUUACCGGACGACUAGCUUUGGAUGAAUCACAGAAAAGUCUUGUGAUGUGGGCUAAACCUUUUCUGUCUAAGAAUGAUACAAGCGAGCUUGUUGAUCCCGUCCUUGCUGGUGUCUAUGAUUCGGAGCAGUUGAAUUAUAUGGUCUUGACUGCUUCUUUGUGCUUACAUGAGGAUGCACAAGAACGGCCUCCAAUGGCCAAGGUUGUACAUAUGCUUACAAGUGAUGACAAAUGCAGUCUGGAGAAGGCAAGAAAGUUGCAGAGGCGGCGUGCCCUCAGAAGGAUUUUUUCAAAGGGGCUGUCCGAUGCAGAAGAUUGCAACUCAUCCAAGUACGUAAAUGAUAAUCAAAUAGUGCAGAUUGCUCUGGGGCUCUGAAGACUUUGGAAGCCAAGGGCUGGAUGUCAUCAACUUGUCAAGAACGAGGGGUGACAUGUCCCACCAGAGGUGCACCCAUUCCACAGAGCUCUUCAGAUUCAACAACAUUCCGGAUGAUCAGAACAGAGGUACCCUUAUGGUGCAGAACUUGAUUUGGGAUGCUUUUGCACUAGUGAUUCUUCAACUGCUGUCUGUUUAGAGCUUAGGAUGGAUUAGCCUAAUUUGGUGGGGAGAUAAUGUAGAUCCCAAAACUUUGUGAUGGAGGUUCAAGCAGCCAGGCAGUGGUAGUCAAGGUUCAGACCCCAGUAAAUUCAACCUGUUUGCCUGUAAUUUGUGUACUUUUGGUGUAUUUUUUUUUUGUUUAUACCUCAAUAGAAGAAGAGAAGAGAAGAGAAGAGAAAUGGUGAGAAAGGACAAAUGCCAUUGGAGUUGUAAAGUUGCUGUCUGUCGUCUAAUUUGUGAAGAGUUUGUAUAAUCUUCUGGCCAGAAGAAGUUAAAGUACAAAAGGGAAGAAAAACUUUUGAUUUCUAUGGCUUGUUGAUGUGCAGUACAAUACCA